UAAUAUCGCACCUGAGGCACUUGUUCACAGGUAAAACAGAUCGAGGCUUAGACAUUUAAAGUGACAGCCGGUUAAAAAGUAAACCAAAGGAUUAUAGAAAUGAAAGGAUAUGAAGGGUAAUGAAUUACAGCCUUGGGGAAUGCACAACUGAGGACAUAUCUCUGUUAGUUAUAUACCCGGCCUAGGCUGACCGCUGUUCCGACCAUGCGCUGGUUACUGCUAUCGUUGCUGUUGCUGAUGGCCAUCUCUCGUAAUGGCGGGUUCUACCUCAUAAAACCCGCCGUGCUCGCCACAGAUCGCAUAUCAUACAGAAUAUCGUCCAACGAUCUAACGGAUUUGACAAGAUGCAAGAAGGAAAUUAAAUUCAAUAAUGACGAGGAUAUAUUUAUAACUUACCUGAAACGUUCUUAUAAUGCUAAUGUUAUACCUAGUUCGAAUGUAUCCCUCGAGUUAUCGACCCUGGACAGCAGUAAUGUCCAACAAACAGUGAAUGUAUCUGUGAAAACAUCAAAUAUUACCCACUUUACACUACACGGAAACAGUAUUACGAUAAGUGUGGGUCCUAAUAAUUGCGAGCAACACAUGUUGCGUUUCGAAAUUUUCGUCAGCGUUAUAAAACCCAGUGACCGUUGUCCAGAUCCGGGAACUCCUGAUAAUUCUCUAAGGAUUGGAGAAGCAAAAGAAUUCGCUAUUGGGACCAACUUCCGGUUUUCCUGUCAGCAUGGAUACAUCCUGUCAGGGCCUGAGAAUAUUGCCUGUGUCAGGGACCCUUAUACAGGCAUUCCUAUUUGGACCAGAAGUAGUCCUAUAUGUGUUAAAGGGUGCGAGAAGCCGGCCGCUCCAAGGUUUGGAAGUAUAUCUGGGUUGACCUCAAACGAUUCUGUAAACUUUAAGUGUCAGAAGUCUUUUGCAUUAGUUGGCCCCCAAAAUUUAACAUGUUUGCAUGAUGGCGCCAAUACAACUUGGAACGAUUUCCCGCCAAAAUGUAUCGUUACCACGUGCCCGGCAAAUGGCUCCGUGUUGACAGCCACGUACGAAAGUAAAUUUAUCGCCACACCUGGUUUCCCAGGAAAUAUAAUUUAUUCAAAUAUGACAUGCAAGUGGGAUAUACAACCAAUGGAUAACAAGUGUAUUCAUAUUUACUUUGAGACAUUCGAUAUCCCAAACAAAGCCGAGUGGUGCUUUUACUGUAUGCGCUAG
Messenger RNA from Mizuhopecten yessoensis (Yesso scallop), 1200 nucleotides. RefSeq names its product seizure protein 6-like. The record is from RefSeq and is a predicted model, not a curated record. NCBI's taxonomy places the organism in Eukaryota, Metazoa, Mollusca, Bivalvia, Pectinida, Pectinidae. The transcript has 3 exons. The coding region runs from base 205 to 1200 and encodes 331 amino acids.